Molecule: messenger RNA, 2457 nt
Organism: Phaeodactylum tricornutum CCAP 1055/1
Lineage: Eukaryota; Bacillariophyta; Bacillariophyceae; Surirellales; Neidiaceae
Exons: 1
Coding region: 139-2457 (772 amino acids)
Source: RefSeq, a predicted model, not a curated record
CAACUUACUUGAGAACGACCAAGCUUUCGUUAUUGUUCUAGUUGCUGUUGCUGUUGUUGUGAUACGGUUGCUGUUGUAAUCCUGCUCGGUGCCUCUGGUUGCGUUGGCUGUUUACGUACCCCUCGGAAACGUGUCAUUAUGGAUCGUUGGAUUCCCCUCCCAAGCAAGACGAGUUCGCGUCGGACUCCUGCCACUAGUUCGAACCAAACGUCGUCGACUGCGACACGGAAUCCAUCCCAGACAGCAGCGACGGUGCCUCGCAGUCACCGUCCAUCCAAGUCUUCCCAGACUCGUCGAUCAAGCCGUGCCUCCACCAGUCCCGUCGUUCCGACAGGUCACUCGUCCCGCCACCACGAACCCACCUUUGCAUCGGACACUUCCUGGUGGGACGACGCGACGUCCCCGACCCUCGCUUCUGCGUGGGAUCCGUCCCAGUUCGUCUCCCCAAAACAUUCCGUGCACCAAUCCACCAACCAGGCCACGGACUCGAACACCACCACACGACGCCGCACGUACGAAGAUGCUCCCGCAUCCACCGGACGCCGUGGCGUAACCGAACGGCGGUCGAACACGCCCGUGGCCUCGUCGCCACUCCAGUCCUACUGGAGUGACGAUGAUGAGGACGACGACCAUGACGGCCGGAUGGAUCUGCACAAUAACCCGUUCCCGUCCGAUGCGGUUCCUAGGAGUUUGGGACCCGUCGAUCUCGAUGCCAUGGAAGACGAACUCGAUAACGCAUUCGUUCCACAAUCGGAAGACACGUCACCGGAAACCAGACACCAGCACCAUCCAAACGAAGUGUACGAUAACCACGGUCGCUACCAUGACAACCGUCGUGAUACGGAUGAAGACUUUGUCGACCGUCACUACCAACCCGUCACGGAAAAGGGGUACAACAACCAUCACUACCAAACCAAGGAGGGCUUUGUCGACCAACAGUACAAAAUGGAAAAGCAGUACACCGACCGUCAUUACGAAACGGAAGAGCAGUAUAACGACCGUCAUUACGAAUCAGAAAAGCAGUACAACAACCGUCACUACCAAACGGAAGAGCAGAUUGACAACAAGCGAUACGCCCACAACGGCUUUGAGGCAGAGACACCGGAACACCAAAAUUUCGAUCACUACUACCAACAAGAGAAGGAACUGCAGGAACAGCUGGAACAUCAGGACUGGCAUCACGAAGCACACGCCGAGCCGGAACCGUUCGUUGUGACCGACACGACGCCCGCGCCCUUGUUGGACACCACCACGACUUCCAACCUGGUCUUUCAAGACGACGAGGACGACGACGACCCCUACCAUCCCUACAACCGCGCACCGUCGCGGACGCCCGUGGAGGUCGUCUCCCAGACGCGUGAGGCCUCCUCCAGCCGGCACCGACCAAACACCUCGCCCGAAACGAACCAAUCCCAUCCGCCGCGCUCCCAAUCCUACUCUGUCCCGGAUUAUUCCGAUAGCGAAGAAUCGUACCAGGAUCGCAAAUUCAUUUCCAACGACGAACACUCUCAGGAAAGUUUCGACAAUCGCUCCUAUACGAACGAACCGCCGGUGGGCAUUCAACCAAGCCCGUGGGCGUCUGGAUCGUCGCCUGGCUACCACGAGGAAUCCGAGUACGAGUCCGAGAAGGAAACCGAGUACGAGAUUGCGGAACGGAUCGCUCAGGAUGCCAUGGAAACCCGGGUCGACGAGCUCGAGUCGGAAAAGUAUCCUGAGCGUCCAACGGUGGAACGGGUACUCGACUGGGAAGCGGUGCUUCAGAAACCCAAGAGUACCGGGCAGACCGGAGCCACCGCUCCGUACGGAGCGUCCUCAUCGCAACGGGAACGCCGCCAGCAGCAGCAGGAUAAAGAGAAGGAAGCCCAAGUCGAGGCGGAAAAGUACAGUCACCGCAAUGUUCAGGAAGAAAAGAAGGAAGACGAUCAUGCCUUGCGGGCCAAGAAAUCCGCCGACACGCCGGACGAAAUAACACUGGAACUCGAACGGGAUGCCGCCGUGGCCCGGGCCAGUCACUUGGCCACCGACUUGGCGGCGAGUCACGCCAAGAUUGACGAACUCCAAGAUCACGUCAUUUACUUACAGGAACAGCUACUCGCGUAUCAAGAUCGAGACCAAGAACAAAUGAAUGUCUCGCAACACCGCUCAUCCUUGAAUCAGACUCUGUUGCUGAAUCAAGGUCUGUCUUCGAUCGGUAAUAUGUUCACUCGCCCCGGGAAUGGCUCGAAGGAGGACGCACGGUCCGCAUUGCUCCGUUCCUGGCAUUCGUCCGUCCCGAAAACGAACCUGACGACCGCCCGCACCGCCACGAUCACCCCGACCAAAGCCGACGUACCCCAGUCGACCAUCGACAAUGCGUUUCCGCACGACCCCUUUGCAGAGACGGUGAAUCCGAAACGUUCGCCCGUGACGCCGUACCGCAAAUUGAACGAUUCCAAAACGUCACAAAUGUCUUUUUGA